This is a messenger RNA of Lagopus muta (rock ptarmigan), 1619 nucleotides long. It is a transcript of the gene FAM110A, whose product is annotated as family with sequence similarity 110 member A. Bases 618 to 1613 code for a protein of 331 amino acids. Lineage: Eukaryota; Metazoa; Chordata; Aves; Galliformes; Phasianidae. The record is from RefSeq and is a predicted model, not a curated record. The transcript has 2 exons.
CGUGCUGUGCUCCAGCAGUGCACAACACUGGAAGAUGACCCCUACACCACCAGAAAACACCCAGAGCUGGGUGAGUCAGGCCCUCGUGUCCCCUCUCCAUCAGGGCUGGGUGACACAGGACCUUGGGGAGCCUGAUGGUGAUUUCCCACAUCGGAGGCUGCAGCACUGCUUGCCCCCGAGCACCUUCCCUCCAUGCUUCAUUGCCCCUGAGCACAGAGCACGGCUGCAGCGGUGGGGCCCUGCCUUCCCCGUCAUUGCCUGGCGGGGACAUCGGUGCCCUGCACUGCCCUGUUCCCAGCUCACCGCCCGCAGCCGAUGCCGUGUUGUGGGCUGUACCCAGGAAGUCGAGCAAGGAGGUGAGCGGCCUCAGGUGGCGGCAGCUCACUGGGAGAAAGGAAGCGGGGCUGUGCCGUGCCCACCGGUGGGCUCCCUUGUGCCCUAAGCUGGGCAACGUGGGGCUGGGGAAGCUGCGCUGGGCAGCUGUGGUGACCCCGGUGCUGGAGCACCGCCUGGACGGGUGAGUGGCACAGCCCCAGACCGGGGGAGACGGGGACCCUGCGGCCAAAGGAGCUCAGGAGAGGUCGCCUGCGGCGCGUGGCCCCGCUACCGCUCGCACGAUGUCGGUCGAGGCUCUGCACGCCGGCGAUGCCAUGAAAGGGAUGGCGGCGAGAACCCCCUUCACCUCGGCCAUGCCCAUCCGCAUCCUCAACAAGGGACCCGAGUAUUUCCGACGGCGAGCUGAACCGGCUGCCCGAAAACCCAGUGCCGUGGAGAGGUUGGAGGCCGAUAAAGCCAAGUACGUCAAGAGCCAGCAGGUCGCCAGCACCCGGCAGGAGCCGGUGAAGCCUCCGCUGCUCAAGCAGCCGCUCUUCGUGCCGGGCGUGCGCCGCGCCAUGCUCACCCCCAGCCGCAAGACGACGCCGGGACCGCGCUCAGCAGGCAGGGCCAAGACCUCGCUCAACCUGGAGAUCCUCAACCACCUCAUCAACGGCUGCGACAGCCCCAAAGCCGAGAGCCCGCGGGGUGGGGAGCGGCACGGCGCGGCGGAGGCGAUGAACGCCAGUAGGGUCGGCAAGGCACCGGGGAGCCCCGCUGCGCCCAGACCCCCUGGGACCGUGGCGGUGCGCAGGGUGGACGUGCGGCCCUGCGGGGCCCUGCCUCCCGCCGUGCCGGGAAUACGGGUGCCGUCGUCGCCCUCCCCGUGCAGAGUGCCCGCAACGCCGGUUCUGAGCUCACCCAGCCGCCCCGAAAGCGCCCGCCGGCAAACCCUGCUGCACCGCUCCAAGUCGGACCUGAGCGACCGCUUCUCGCGGGCCACCGCCGACCUGGAGCGCUUCUUCAACUACUGCGGCCUCGACCCCGAGGAGGUGCGGGACAUGGGGGCCGAGCAUUUUGCCCGUGCCAGCUCCGAUAUCGUGUCCGUCAAGUUUCACAGCGUCAGCACGGCCAGCUCGGAGGGCGGACGCUCCCCCCGCAGCGCGGCCACGCCGGAGGGCCGCCCGGCUGAGCGCAUGCCCUACGGCAUCUCGGUGGUGGAGCGCAACGCCCGCGUCAUCAAGUGGCUGUAUGGGCUGCGCCAGGCCCGCGAGCCCCAGCAGGUCUCCAACGUGUAGCCAGGC